AUGACCUCAUACAACAAUGCCUAUCAAAUGGGACCCGAUUUUAAUCGGCUUGUAAUGAAUGCAACAAAUCCCAAAAACCAAACCGAUGAUUGGGAUUCUAUUAUGCAAAUUUCAGAUCUUUUAUGCCAAAACCCAGAUGAUUACACCAAACAAGUACUUCCUAUUUUGUUAGCAAGACUCAAAGAUCCAAAUCCGAUUGUUGUUAUUUACUCUCUCACUCUUUCGGAUGCCAUUCUGAAGAAUACCAAUGAUUACGUAAAGAAGUGUUUUUUAAGAUCUGAAUUUGUAAAUAUUGUGCAUGGAUUAACACAAGGAAGAUCAACUGAUGUCAAAGAGAAAGCCAAUGAGGUGAUAAAAGAAAAUCAGCUUACACAAUUCCCAUCAUCGAGCCCAUCCUCUUCACCUCCAAUCGGAAUUGCAUCCUCCCCACAACAGCCUUUGACUUCUUCAACAACAAGACAGCCUCCUCCUUUCAGAGGAAAUACAAAUCAACCCUCGAGCAAGCUGUCUACCUAUCAAGAAAAAUUAGAUUCUGAUUUGACCAUUGUCAAAGAAAAUAUUAAUUUAUUAGGAGAGCUAGUUUCUGCUGCUUCUUCACCAAACGAAUUGAAACAAGAUGACACUGCUCUUCAACUCAAAGUUAAUUGCGAGGAAAUGCAGAGAAGAAUAAUUUCAUUAAUCGAAACUAUUCCUCCAGAAGAUGUUCUUUUGAAACUGUUGGAAGUUAACGAAGCAUUAAGUGACUCUCUUCAAUCAUUCGAAAAGUUUAUGAAAACUGGCAAGAAGGAGAAUCCAAAGCUUUCACAGGUUCUCAACACCUCAUCUGCCCCUCCUUUGUCACCAAAUGUCAAUACAUCUUCAACUGCAGCUGUUAGCGGCUCAAGUGGAUUCGGAUCAUUGGCAAACAGAAACGUUAAUAGAACAAACACUCCAUCCAAUCAAAACAAGUCUCUCACUUUGGAUGAUUUUCUUGGAUCAUCUGUACAACCAACUCCACCUCAGCAACAAGUUAAUAGUAAUGUCACAGCAAGCAAUUUAAACACCAGCAGCAAUAUUGGAGGUGUUAAUAAGGUAUCCACUGGAAACAGUUCAUCAACAACUCCGCUUUCUUUGGACGAUCUUUUUGGGUUGACAACAUCAACACCAGUGCAGCCACAACAACGAUUACCUCCCAUUGUCAACAAUCCAUCUCCUUAUACACUAAACAACAACCCUUACUCCGAUUCAAUGGAGAGAGAAUUUGGAAGAUUAAAUAUUCAAGCUGGAAACAUUCCUCCAAUGUAUCCUUCAACAACGCCUCAAUACAACAAUAAUCCAUACACUCCUCCAUACAAUCCUUACGGAGGCUCGGAUCAUGUUGACCCCAACGACCCAUUUGGGUUGAGCAAUAGGCCUCAACAACCACAACAACUACAGCCAAACAACCAAACAGCCAACCGAUCAUCUGGUGGCUUUGCUGCUUUAGCCAAUAGAGACAGAAGCAACUCCAGCCAAAAGAAAUAA
Molecule: messenger RNA, 1503 nt
Organism: Naegleria fowleri
Lineage: Eukaryota; Heterolobosea; Eutetramitea; Acrasida; Naegleriidae
Exons: 1
Coding region: 1-1503 (500 amino acids)
Biological process (GO): signal transduction
Cellular component (GO): membrane; endosome
Molecular function (GO): phosphatidylinositol binding; clathrin binding; ubiquitin binding
Source: RefSeq, a predicted model, not a curated record